AGGGCCUGUUUGGCAACAACUGUCGCGGGGAGCUUAGUCGCGCGAUACUUGGGCCCCAAAUCUCGCGGGUUUGGAGGGCUGGAAAGUGCUGACGCUUCUCGGUAGCGAUGCUGGGAGGAAGGCGAAGGAGGCUCCGGAUGGCGCAGAUGCAUCACUGUAAGCGCUAUCGCUCUCCGGAGCAGGAGCCCUACAUGAGCCACAGGUGGAAGAGGCGGCGGUCUCGCAGCAGAGAGCACCAUGAAGGAAGAGCACGAUACCCAAGUCGCCGGGAUCUAUCAAGGAGAUCGCGUUCUAGAAGCCAGGACAGAAUGCCCUAUCAGAGAGGGUACAGGGACAGAACGGAAAGCGACGUCUACAGGUUUGAAGAACGAAGCCCUUCUUUUGGAGAAGACUAUUACUCUGCUCGCCGUUCACGCCAUCAGCGGAGAUCACGGGAGAGAGAGCGUCACCGGACAAGGAAGCACCAGCACCGCUGCCGGAAACGCAGGACCAGGUCUUGUAGCAGUACUUCCUCGAGAAGCCAACAGAGCAAUAAGCGCAGCAGGAGCGUGGAAGAUGACAAGGAAGGUCACCUGGUGUGCAGGAUCGGCGAUUGGCUCCAAGAGCGAUAUGAAAUCGUCGGGAGCCUGGGUGAAGGGACGUUUGGCAAAGUUGUGGAGUGUGUGGACCAUGCCAGAGGCAACUCUCUGGUAGCUUUGAAAAUUAUUCGAAAUGUAGGCAAAUACCGUGAAGCAGCCAGGCUAGAAAUUAAUGUUCUGAAGAAAAUUAAGGAAAAGGACAAGGAAAAUAAACAUUUAUGUGUACUGAUGUCAGACUGGUUCAACUUCCAUGGACACAUGUGCAUUGCAUUUGAACUUCUGGGCAAGAACACCUUUGAAUUCUUGAAAGAGAAUAACUUCCAGCCAUACCCCCUCGCCCAGAUUCGACACAUGGCUUACCAGCUCUGCCAUGCUUUGAAGUUUCUCCAUGACAAUCAGCUAACGCAUACUGAUCUCAAACCUGAAAACAUCCUGUUUGUUAACUCAGAAUUUGAUACCUUAUACAAUGAGAAAAAGGCAACUGAACGGAGCUGGGACAUGUCUUGUCUGUUGCAGAGCUGUGAGGAGAAGGCCAUCCGGAACACAUGGAUCCGGGUAGCAGAUUUUGGGAGUGCCACUUUUGACCAUGAGCAUCACACUACCAUUGUGGCUACUCGGCAUUAUCGCCCACCAGAGGUGAUCUUGGAGCUUGGUUGGGCUCAGCCGUGUGACGUCUGGAGCAUUGGUUGCAUCCUGUUCGAGUACUACCGUGGGUUCACACUUUUUCAGACUCACGAAAAUAGAGAACAUCUUGUGAUGAUGGAGAAAAUCCUUGGCCCAAUCCCACAACAUAUGGUCCGCAAAACACGGAAACAGAAGUAUUUUCAUAAAGGAAGCCUGGUGUGGGAUGAGAACACCUCUGAUGGGAGAUAUGUCCAAGAAAAUUGCAAACCACUUCAGACAUACCUAUUGCAGGAUUCUUCUGAGCACAUGCAGCUAUUUCAUCUGAUGAGACAAAUGCUGGAGUUCGAUCCCGCCCAGAGGAUCACGUUUGCUGAAGCUCUGCUCCACCCAUUCUUUGCUGGCUUGUCUCCAGAGGAGAGGCGGCUGAGUUGCCGAGAUUCAAGCAGGGACCUGAGCAGAUGACAGCUGGAGAGGAGUGGAGAUUGCUGCAGGAUAUGUACAUACUCAGAAAUUGGCCUGACCUUUAUUGUGGAGACUCCAGAGACCCUUCUGUAGCGCAGCAUUUGAAGGUGGCAGUGCAGUGUCAAGGUGGACCCUGGGCAUGGGAGGGGAGGAGAGAGCAAUCCAAAAGCACAGAUUUGUCUCAUAUAUUUAUAUGUUGUAAAGUUGAAAUAAAGUGUUUCAUAUUGUUUGAUAAUUUACUUGUAUGACUGUGUCCAGCUAUUUUUGCUCCCCUACUCUACUGAUUUUUUCCUGUUUAACAAUAAAACCGUGGUUUUAUAUCUUGCCACAAAUCUG
Sceloporus undulatus (fence lizard) is the source of this 2000-nucleotide messenger RNA. RefSeq names its product CDC like kinase 3 (gene CLK3). Gene Ontology annotation, biological process: protein phosphorylation. The record is from RefSeq and is a predicted model, not a curated record. NCBI's taxonomy places the organism in Eukaryota, Metazoa, Chordata, Lepidosauria, Squamata, Phrynosomatidae. The transcript has 13 exons. The coding region runs from base 108 to 1664 and encodes 518 amino acids. Gene Ontology annotation, molecular function: protein kinase activity; ATP binding.